This is a messenger RNA of Argentina anserina (silverweed cinquefoil), 1500 nucleotides long. Its product is annotated as protein ROOT PRIMORDIUM DEFECTIVE 1. Gene Ontology annotation, molecular function: RNA binding. The coding region runs from base 289 to 1500 and encodes 403 amino acids. The transcript has 3 exons. The record is from RefSeq and is a predicted model, not a curated record. Lineage: Eukaryota; Viridiplantae; Streptophyta; Magnoliopsida; Rosales; Rosaceae.
CCCAACACCCCCCAAAUUCCACAUUUGGGUCCAAAGCUCUCAUCUUUAUUCCUUCCCUUUGUGCCCAGGGUUUCGAUUUUGUGUGGAUUUGUAACUCAAAUUUGGGAGAGGGAUCGUAAAGAUUGAAACUUUUUUGUGAGAAUGGGACAUGUUCUGCUGUCAGCUUAGUGAUUUGGUUUUGUUUCGAGAAGUGUUCGAGAAGGUUGAGCUUCGGUUUUAAGGGAUAUAAGUUCUAAAAGGUAGAUUGUGUCCCAAAGGUAGCUUAGAUAUAUAACUGUUUGAGUUUAGAUGGGUACCCGAGUUAUGAGAUUGAUAAUGAAGCAGCCCUACGAUCGGUUUUUGGGUGUUAGGUUGAAAACAACCUCAUCUCAGUAUGUAGCAUCAAGAGCCAGAGAUCCCACGUUUGAGAAAUUAAUGGAUAAGUACAAGAACCUUGUGAAAGUCAUUGCAGUGCAAGAUCUCAUCCUAGCAAACCCGAGCGACCUUGCAGUUUCUGUUGAUUUUCUCUCCAGGCUCUCUCAGAAGCUCCAUCUCAACCGUGGUGCAGUGGCCUUUCUCCGCAAAUACCCUCAUAUUUUCCACAUUUACCAUGACCCAACAAAGGGACAGACACGAAGCACGUUAACUGAUGCUGCUUUUCGAAUUUCAGAAGAAGAAGCAGGGGCUAUUAAUGCCUCAUUGCCACUUGUUGUUGAUCGAUUGGUACGGCUUUUGUCCAUGUCAACUUCCAAAAUGCUGCCACUCCGUGGCAUUUUUAAGGUUUUCAGGGAACUUGGGCUUCCUGAUGAUUUUGAGGAGUCUGUAAUAUCUAAGAACUCCCAUCUUUUUCAACUUUGUGAUGCUCAUGAGCCCAAUACUCAUAACUUGAAACUGGUUGGUGAAAUUUCUGAUAAGUUUGUUGCUGCUGUUGAGAAUUGGAGGGUAGAAGAAUAUUGCAAGGAGGGUUGCAGUGUUGAUAGGGCUGAACUUCAGUUUAGUUUUAAGCAUGGGUAUCCUCCAGGGAUGAGGUUAAGAAAGAAUUUUAGAGCCAAGGUUAAAGAAUGGCAGAAAUUGCCAUACGUAGGGCCAUAUGAUGAGGUCACAGAGAAGAAAAAGUUGUCUAAAGCUGGAAUGAUAGUUGGGGAGAAACGAGCAGUUGCAAUAGUUCAUGAGUUCUUAAAUCUGACAGUUGAGAAGAUGGUCGAAGUGGAGAAUAUCAGUCAUUUCAGAAAAUGGUUUGGGUUUGAUUUGAAUGUAAGGGAUUUGUUUCUGGAUCACCCUGGGAUGUUCUAUUUGUCUACCAAGGGAAAGAGGCACACUGUUUUUCUGAGAGAAGCUUAUGAAAAAGGGUGUUUGAUUCACCCAAAUCCAGUUUAUAAUGCAAGGAGAAAGCUUCUGGAUCUUGUUGUUUUAGGACGCCAUGAUAUGUUUAUUGGUGACUCAAAGAUGAGGAGCAUUGCUAAUAGCAAGGAGGCUCAGUAUCUAGAGCAGCUCAAUGGAGAAAUUUCCGACUCUGAUUAG